GUUACUAUGCCCUCGAUAAUAUCCCUGUAGUCAGUCAAACAACCUUCUAAGCCCUCCCCAGGCUAUUUCCGGGGUUAGCGAAAAGAUGAGGGGUCGUAGCGAACCCAGCCUCGCGAUGAUGUCUUAAAGGAUGAGCUGAAGGGUGGCUGUGCCGAGGGGUUGCGUAUCUCCACCCUCAAUCUCUACUUCCUCAAGCCAGCAAAAGAAUGUUGUCCACGGAUGACCGUCGAAAAACAAACUCUUUUACCCACAAUGCCAUUGGAACUUUCAUGCUCGUUGUGAGAACGAGAGGGCGUUCAAUCAAUUCGCAUAUAUGUCGUACGGCUGAGUGAUGACGGAAUUCUCCCGCUGCUCGGUAUGCCUGAAUCUAUGGCAGGACUACUGGGACCUUGGCCCUUUCCGAGAGCAUUACUUCGAAAUGGACCAGGACCAUUGCGUUGACGUUGCAGAGAUCAAUCGCGCAAUAGAACAAGGCUGCCCCAGCUGUCGUGUCAUCGGCAAAAUCGUCGAACCAUACAUGCCACAGUUGGUCGGACAGAAAAACGAGCUUUGGCUUCGAUUCAGUUCAAUUGCGAGUAAUCCACAUCCUAGGACGAACAAACCCUAUCGAUAUCUAUGUUUUCGUGGGCAGGACGAAAGUCCGGAGAACGUGAUUGCGGAGUUGGAAGUAAAGAGAGCGGGGCUUGGAUCUGGUUUAUUUUCGGUUACAUCAGAACGUAGCUACUGCCCGUGGGACGAGAUUCAGCCUGCGCCCAGUGUAUCCGGUGACACGGGGUCUCGCAAGGCUGCAGCUCGGGCGCGCUCAUGGUUGCACCAAUGUAUGGAGGAGCACCACUCCUGCCGGACUCCAUCGAAUACAUAUACUCCAACAAGGCUUCUUCGGAUAGAGGGUCCUGACAAGGCUCGAUUAUGUGUGCCGAACAAGCCUGUCGAGGCUUAUGCCUGUCUCAGUCACUGCUGGGGCAAGUUACACAUUCUUAGAACCACCACCGAGAACUAUGAACAACAUCUGAAAGAGAUAUCAUGGGGCCAACUACCUCUUACAUUUCGGCAUGCGAUCGCUUUCACGCAUUCGAUUGGCCUGCGCUACCUGUGGAUAGAUAGUCUCUGCAUCCUCCAAGACUCCGCGAGUGACUGGCGCCACGAAGCAAGCAAAAUGCCAGACAUUUACGAAAACGCAUGCGUCACUCUCGCAGCCACCAUGUCCUACGAUCCCUCCCAGGGCCUCUUCGCGCGAUCACAGGAGGGUUUCAUUUCGAAAACGUACACAAUUCACAACGAACAGAACGAGCCGUAUGAGAUCUAUUGUCGCGAGCCUCUGGAAGACAUCGUGUGGGACAAGCCCCUUCAAGACCGCGGUUGGGCAUUUCAAGAGCGAAUUCUGUCGAAAAGGAUCAUCCAUUUUAUGGAAGAAGAGCUGUGGUGGGAGUGUCACCAAGGAUCGACGUGCGAAUGCGGGUCGCGCGAUCAUGGGCCAAAGAUAGAUUUUGGAACGAUGCCGCGGGUGAAGGAAUUGCAGAAUUGUUCAUCUGCCAUGGAGAUCGAGCUUCAUUGGCAGAGAAUUGUAAAGGAGUAUAGCUCGAGAUCAUUGACGUUCCCGAGCGACAUCUUUCCUGCCCUGCAGGGUCUGGCGAAAUUGGUACCGGCGAGUAUGGGAACUUACCUGGCUGGCCACUGGGAGAGUACUCUCAUACACAGCCUUUGUUGGUCGCUAGAGCAGGCGGAUUCUCGAUUGUUGAUUGAUACUGAAAGGAGGAAGCAUUGGCGAGCGCCGACUUGGUCGUGGGCGUCUGCUAUACUUGCGAUGGAAUGGGGUGAAGGAUUGCCAGUCCAUACUUUCGCUUCAGCUGUGAGUGCACGGAUAGUUCCCCAGGGCGUAGAGCCUACCGGUCAAUUAGUGUAUGGAGAAGUGGUUUUGAGGGGUAGAUGUCUUCGCGGUAGGAUUGCACAUGGCAAGACUCAAGAUCCUUGGUGGGCGGCUUCGGCCCUGCUUAACAAUGGUCCCGUAGAAGCGCAGGCUUCUCAAGUGCCACGGAUAUACUUGUUUGAUGAUGAUGUGAGCAACGUGAGCGAUCAGCUGGACGAAGAUGAAGAUCAUUGGUGGGCUUAUCCGCACUGGGAUUUCCAUAUAGAAGCGGAGCUAGGCCGUGAAGUAAUUGCCAUGAAGAUGGAGACAACAGACCAGGGUGCGCAGCAAAGUUGGUUAAUCUUGAAGGCGACAGAUGUUGAGGGUGUGUACGAGCGACUAGGGUUGAUGAGAGUCGAUGAAGAUCUAGACGAAUGGGGUGCGACCUUCUUCCAGCCUGUUGAAGACCUAGACGACUUGUUUGAUAGCAGUGCAAAGACAAUGCAAGUAACCGUCAUAUAA
This is a messenger RNA of Aaosphaeria arxii CBS 175.79, 2368 nucleotides long. Its product is annotated as HET-domain-containing protein. NCBI's taxonomy places the organism in Eukaryota, Fungi, Ascomycota, Dothideomycetes, Pleosporales. The record is from RefSeq and is a predicted model, not a curated record. Bases 332 to 2368 code for a protein of 678 amino acids. The transcript is spliced from 2 exons.